UAGACGCUGGAGAAGAACUAGGGUUUCAUUCUCGUAAUCGAAAUUUCUCUAUCGGCAAAACAAAGACACCAUGAUUUACGACGUGAACUCUCCCCUUUUCCGAUCCUUCCUCAGCCAGAAGGGAGGUUCCUCCGAUAAGAGGAAAAACGAGGAGCAGAAGCCAAAAGAACAGAGAUUCAAAGCGAACGAGAACAAGCCUGUUAUGACAGAGUGAUGACUGCAAUGCUCCAUUCAGCUGCAGAAUGAAAUAGCAUAGCAGUUUGUUAUUUUACUAGUACUAUGAAAUGGAAGAUGUUUUUGGUUGUUUUCUAUAUUGUAAUGGUUUAAUUUUGGUUAUGUUUAAGACGAUCCUGUGAUGAAAAUGUUUUGACUAUAGAACACAUGUAAUGAAGGUACUUAUUUAAAAUAUUUUCAUUAUCAUGGA
Trifolium pratense (red clover) is the source of this 424-nucleotide messenger RNA. Its product is annotated as wound-induced basic protein. The transcript has 2 exons. The coding region runs from base 71 to 214 and encodes 47 amino acids. The record is from RefSeq and is a predicted model, not a curated record. Lineage: Eukaryota; Viridiplantae; Streptophyta; Magnoliopsida; Fabales; Fabaceae.